AGGAAAAUCAGUAAUAAGCUUGAUAAAAACGUUACAGUCGGCAAAAAAAAAAAAUAAUUUAAAAGAGAUGUGCAUGUUUCAUAAUGGAACUGCCAUUAUGAAACAUUUUCAUCAGGAUUAUGCAUUAAUGCAUUAAUUAUGAUAUUCAAUGCAUUAAUGCUUUAACUAUGAUAGAUAAUGGCGAAAGUUUUUGGACUGUGUGUUCAGCACUUUUGACUGGACAGCUCCCGUAUCGGUGUUAUGCUGCACAGUUUUAGGUGCUACAUUAUGCAUGCUGGUUUGAAAGACAUUGUUGCAUAAUUUAUUACAAACAAACAAUACAAUAUAUAUAAACAAAUAAAAUGUGCCGUAAUAAUUAUUUACCACUUCAUUUUAACUAAAUUAUUCUUUCUCUUCUCUAGCUGUUAUGCUCAAAUGCUCACCAUGUUAUUUUAACGUUUUGCGUACAACAACACUUGCCCAUCUAGACACGAAAUAACUCUCAUAUUAUCGGUAUUGCAUAUUUUCGAGCAAAAUUCUCCACUAGAUGUCGUAACACACACUACACAGGGCUGGUUAUGGCUUUAAAAAACACCAAUACAUCUAUUGGAUGAGUGAGCGCUGAGCUCUUUACCAAUCGUGCUUUAGACAGCACAAAGGGAUCUACUCCCUCCCCCAGCCAGAGGAGGAGUACAAUGUUGAGAGCUGUAGAGCGAGAGGGAACAUGAACGCUUUAUGAGACUGAUCACCACAACGAGGAUGCGUUGAGAAGACGUAAUUAUCUGAAAAUGGAGAAUGACAUUCUGUUUUUCUAUGGAUAUAAUAUAAAGAUUUGUUGAUGGGAAUAUCAAGCGCAACAGAGAAAUGAGGCACAGGAGGAUCAGAGAAUGGGAAUGGGCAGCGCUUUGGCUGUUCGCUUUCUCUCUAUUGUGGAAUACAGUUGGAGCUCAGAUUCGCUACACAAUACCUGAAGAGUUAAAGGAAGGAUCUAUCGUUGGGAAUAUCGCGAAGGAUCUUGGUUUUGACAUCUCAGAUAUCGCCGAGCGUAAGUUGCGGUUAGCAUCUGAGUCAAAUAGACAGUAUUUCAGUGUGGAUUCAGGGAAGGGUGAUCUGGUAGUUAAUGGCAGAAUAGACAGAGAAACGCUCUGUGGACAAAGCGCCAGUUGUCUGAUGCCACUGCAGAUCGUUAUUGAGAAUCCAUUACAGAUGCACAAGGUAGAGAUAGAAAUACAAGACAUUAAUGACAAUGCACCGAACUUCCACAAUAAAGAUGGCGUAUUAAACAUUUCUGAAUUGACUGCUCCAGGAACUCGAUUUACCCUUGAAAGUGCCGAGGACCUCGAUGUUGGCAGCAAUAGCUUAAAGUCCUAUUCACUGAGCAAUAACAAUUUCUUCCGUUUAAAUUUAAAGACGCUUAAAAACGGAAGGCAAAUACCAGAGCUUGUGCUUGAUAAAUCACUAGAUAGAGAGAAACAGGCCGUUCACAAGCUAAUAUUAACAGCUCUAGAUGGCGGUAAUCCGGUAAAAUCUGGUACAUCUUUACUGCAAAUAAUUGUUCAGGAUUUUAAUGACAACGAACCAACAUUUGAAGUUGCUGCAUAUAAAGCAUCUGUUCUAGAAAGCGCCGCUGUUGGUUCAAGUGUGAUCAAAAUAAAAGCCACUGAUUUGGAUGAAGGUCCUAAUGCUGAAAUACGGUAUUCAUUCGGUGCGCACACGCCUGAACUCGUAAGAAAUGUUUUUAGUGUGAACGCUGAAACCGGUGAAAUAACAGUCAUUGGUAAACUAGAUUACGAGACUACCAAAUCAUAUACAUUUGAUGUCUGCGCUAAAGACAAAGGGAAUCCACAGCUCGAAGGCCAGUCAUCGGUUCAGAUAGAUAUCAUAGAUGAGAAUGACAAUCCUCCAGAGAUUAUACUGACAUCUUUACCGAGCCCAGUUCCUGAAAAUGCAACGGUGGGAACUGUGGUGGCUUUGAUUACCGUCAAGGAUUUGGAUUCUGGUAAUAAUGGCAAAGUUGAGCCAAUUGUCUCUCCGGAUGUUCCAUUUAAAUUAAAACCAACUUUUGAUAGCCAUUAUUCACUGAUAACUGAUUCUUUCUUAGACCGUGAGGUUCAUUCAGAAUAUAGUGUAGAAAUACUGGCCAUGGACUCCGGUGUACCACCCUUAAAAACUGUGAAGACUGUAAAUGUGAAAGUGCUUGACGUGAAUGACAACCCUCCAGUAUUCUCACAGUCUUCAUAUAAUGUUUAUAUAAACGAAAAUAAUCUGGCAGGUGUUUCAUUGUUUUCUGUGUCUGCGUCUGAUUUUGACCAUAAUAAGAACGCUCUACUCACUUACUCGAUUUUGGAUUUAAGUUCAAAUCACGUUCCAGCAUCAUCUUAUUUUUAUAUAAAUUCUGAGAACGGAACUAUUUACAGCAUGAGCUCAUUUGAUUAUGAGAAAACGAAAUUAAUCAGCAUUGUAGUUCAGGCUAAAGAUCAUGGCUCUCCAUCUCUGAGCAGUAACGCUACAGUUCAUGUGUUUAUUCUGGACCGGAACGAUAACGCACCUGCUGUCAUUUACCCGUCCACAUCCAUGGGGUCUGUCUCUCAUCAGAGGAUGCCCCGUUCUGCUAAAGCAGGACAUCUCGUUACUAAGGUAACAGCAGUGGACGCGGACUCGGGUCAUAACGCCUGGCUCUUCUACAGGCUCGCGGAGGCCACGGACGCGUCACUGUUCAGUGUGAAUUUACAUACGGGAGAGGUGAGGACUAAACGCGCUGUUUCAGAGCAGGAUGACUCCUCUCAGAGACUGAUGAUAGAGAUAAAGGAUAAUGGAGAACCGAUCCAGUCCACCACAGUCACAGUGGAUAUACUGAUAGAGGACGGGUUUCAUGAGCCCAUCUCAGACUAUCGUGAGAAAACUAUCGAGCCCAACAAGAAAAAUGGCAAAAUCACAUUAUAUCUGAUCAUCUCUUUGGCUUCUGUGUCCUUGUUGUGUCUGAUGACGUUUUUCAUCUUAUUGGUGAAAUGUGCGCGAGGCAGUAGAGGCGGCUCAAGCUGCUGUAUCAGGAGAACUGAUUCUGAAUACAAGAACCCCAACAGAAACCUGCAGAUCCAGCUCAACACUGACGGGCCCAUUAAGUAUGUGGAGGUUCUGGGAGGAGACAUGAUGUCUCAGAGUCAGUCCUUUGGCUCCUAUCUCUCUCCAAUGUCUGAAUUCAGUGAUCUCACCCUCGUUAAGCCCAGCAGCACCACAAACUUUACAGACACGCUAAACGUGCUUGAUGCGUCAUUACCAGACAGCGCGUGGACGUUCGAGAGCCAACAGGUGAGACGCAGAAUAAUUGAUUACCUCAGCAUCAAUAGAUAAUUGUAUGUGAUUAUUUUAUUCUUCGAAACAUUGUAUAAAUAUAUAAUUUCGGAUAUAUUAUACUUUCAGAAAUGUGAUGUGUGACACGCUUGAUUGUGUGUGUGUGUGUGUGUGUGUGUGUGUGUGUGUGUGUGUGUGUGUGUGAUAGAGAGAG
Megalobrama amblycephala (Wuchang bream) is the source of this 3484-nucleotide messenger RNA. RefSeq names its product protocadherin gamma-C5-like. Gene Ontology annotation, biological process: homophilic cell-cell adhesion. The record is from RefSeq and is a predicted model, not a curated record. Bases 844 to 3330 code for a protein of 828 amino acids. The transcript has a single exon. Gene Ontology annotation, molecular function: calcium ion binding. Lineage: Eukaryota; Metazoa; Chordata; Actinopteri; Cypriniformes; Xenocyprididae. Gene Ontology annotation, cellular component: plasma membrane.